Molecule: messenger RNA, 1125 nt
Organism: Aegilops tauschii subsp. strangulata
Lineage: Eukaryota; Viridiplantae; Streptophyta; Magnoliopsida; Poales; Poaceae
Source: RefSeq, a predicted model, not a curated record
GUUUGGAUGCCGAACUAUUCCCAGGUUUAGAUGAGACGGGCAUUGCCAUUGUCAUUGGCAUUGCUUUAUUACGUAGAUGAUAGUAAAUAGAUUGAUUGGCCAUUGCCAGUAUAGGUUAUCACUAUGAUUUAUUAUAUGUAUGAUCUUUGUAUUGUACUAUGUACAAUUCAACUUAGAGUUCAACAUGUUCUGUGUAGAAUGGAGGAAGCACCAUGUGGACGCUGCAACUCACGGUGCCGGACCCGCCUUUCUACUGCCACGCUGUUCGGCAUCUACUUCCAGCCUUCUUUUGUUGUUGCAGCGGUAACAAUUUAUAUGAACCUUCUGACAGUACAUUCUUUUUUUUGCUAUUUCCACUAAUGUAUUGUGUCUAUUAUUUGUUUUUAUCUUACACAGAUCGUACCAUGCAAUGUGAGAUUGCCAUUCAAUGAGCUCAUCGGAGACACGGUGACCUUCGACGCUCUUGGGGGCCCAUACACUAUGCAGGUCGAGAAGGGGCGAAAGAUAACCCAGAUAGGAGGAGAUGAUUGGGAUCGUUUCAUCGCUCGCAUGCGUCUUAGUGGGGGUGAAUUGAUCCGCUUCUCCUUGAGAACAGAUAGGCCCAGGAUUUCUGUUAUCUAUCUAAAUUUGAUUCCGGAUAGUGAGGAUGAAGUUCAUGAGGAGGAGGAUGGUGCUGAUUCAGAUGAUGACGAUUCAGAUGAUGAUGAGAACCCACUUGUUGAAUACCUGUAUGCCCAAGGACUCAGACUGGGCGACGAGGAAAUCGGCAACCUCUGGGACAUGCUUCCGCUACGUGAAGACUACCUAGGGAAGCCAUUCGUGACCCGCCUCACAAGGACGAAUGUUAAACGGCAUAUCAUGAAAUUACCUAAGAGGUUACUUGAUAGCUGUGACAUCGACCCGGACGAAGAAGGCAUGGCUGCUGGACUGCGCCUUACCAGAACGGGCUCCAUCACCAGCUGUGCCUAUGCAGUGGACACGGACGGUCGCACUGUCUUGAGAAGGGCAGGCUGGAAGAAGUUCCUUCGUGGCAAGAAUCUUCGGGUAGGACAGGCCAUCCUACUCACUGUUGCGAACACCAGUCGCCAUGACUUGAGGAUGAUGAUCACCAUCCACCUCAUUUAG